This is a messenger RNA of Drosophila ficusphila, 919 nucleotides long. Its product is annotated as actin-binding Rho-activating protein. NCBI's taxonomy places the organism in Eukaryota, Metazoa, Arthropoda, Insecta, Diptera, Drosophilidae. Gene Ontology annotation, biological process: positive regulation of Rho protein signal transduction. Gene Ontology annotation, molecular function: actin binding. The coding region runs from base 98 to 640 and encodes 180 amino acids. The record is from RefSeq and is a predicted model, not a curated record. The transcript is spliced from 2 exons.
UCAGCUUAGGCUGGCCAAAAAGCAGGCUCUGUCGUCGCUCUGAAUGUGACUAUAACUUUCGGCAUACAACCAAUCAAAAUUCUGGCAAAACAUUGAAAUGGCUGCCAACCAGGACUCGUCGGUGUCCUCGCGCAUCACGCUCUUCAACCAGCAGGCGGAGCAGCACCAGAACUGGAUGAUGAUCAACCCCUUCGCGCACUACAACGUGAGCGAGAUGCCCAAGAGGAGCUUUCCGCAGGAGGAGUACGGCAGGGCUCCGGCGGGAAGUCUCUCCGAGCAGAGGUCCUUGCAGGCCAGCGUCCGCGCUCUGGAGGAGAUCCUGGAGCUCUGCGAAAUGAUUCAGAGUUCCGGCCAAGACGAUCCCGAAAACGGUCUGAAAGCACUGACUUUUGGACCCCUUUUCGAACUGUACAACGACAUAUCCGACAAGCUGCUGGCCACCUUGUUGGGAGCCCGCAAGCACGGCUUCGUGGACUUCAGCGGGGAAACGCUUUUCCAAGGACGAGACGACACCGUUCCCGUGCGCCUGGUGCGCCCUUUCGAGGAGCUAAAGGCCGAAAUCCUGGCCAAGGUCGCGGAUCUACGCUGCAUUUUCACCGAAAAGCCCGAGGAGUCGGCAGUCCUGCGCGGGUCCAACUAAUGUUUUCAAUUUAAGGGCGGCGAUAAAACUUGUCACCCGAUUCCUGACCCGUGUCAAAGGCGGCACGUGUGCACCUCAGCCGGUUCGCAGCUAAUUCAAUUAAAGUCUGGCAGCCUGACCAAAGGCUUUUGCCCGACAGCGAGCCACCAAGCCGUAAACCACCAAUCCCGUCACGUAUACGACAGGUGGGCCUGCUCGCGAACACCUGGCGGGGGCUUUUCGAUCCCACAACACCGCUGCGAUUGUAUCACCUCCAGGAAGUAAACAAAUUACAGCCGA